AUGGAGUGUACGUCUCGGUUCAAAUCCGAGCUAUGCGCUCCCCCGACUAAAUCGGUGACUUGCGAAAAUGGUGGUUACCCUCAUCCGCUCAACUGUCAAAAGUGCGUCUGCCCGCGUGGUUAUAGUGGCGUUCGCUGCACUGAGAGGCCGGACAACGGAUGCGGAAGUACAGUAACUGCAUCGCCCGAGUGGAAAAACCUCACAGAUUCCAUAGGUGACAAGGACAGCUUCUCUACCAGGGUCGAUUUUAGCACAUGCAACUACUGGAUUCAAGUGAGCAUCCCCUUUACCAUUGGUCCUCAUUGUGGUGAACUCUCUUGCGGCCACUCGACUCAAUUCAAAUUCAUAAUUCAAAAGCCAGAGAAAUAUUCUCCCAAUGGAACCGAGAUUGAAGUUGAGAUUUUGAAAAUAUAUAAUCAGUACGAUACCGAUGGGUGCCCAUACGCUGGCGUAGAAAUCAAAACAAACAAGAAUCAGCAACUCACAGGCUACAGGUUUUGCUCCCCCUUUGCAAAAGGAAUCACUCUCCGCUCCUACACAAACCGAGUCCCUAUAAUUACGUACAACAGGGCCCAUCUAACAAAAGUGGUUCUGCGAUAUCGCUCUGUUGAUCCGAGCCAACCUCGUCCGACUUACCAGACAGUUAAACCAUUUCCUACCACUACUGUCGCCACAACCCCAACCACUACCACAUCUACCUCCGCUAUCAUGGAUUUCCGGAAAUCAGGGCGCAGAUGUGUGGAUCAACCAAAGUAA
Molecule: messenger RNA, 756 nt
Organism: Haemonchus placei
Lineage: Eukaryota; Metazoa; Nematoda; Chromadorea; Rhabditida; Trichostrongylidae
Source: the annotation of a GenBank genome assembly